CCAACUUAAAAGCAGCAUGAAAUAAUUACAGAAAAUACAAAGCAAAUACUAGCAGAAACCCAUCAAAAUUUCGGGUGUAUUCACUCAGUUGCUCUUGUUAUGGGUGAACUAAUGAGCAGAGGGUUUGGUUGAGUUGUCAAGCCAAGCACUAAUUGAGCAAGGACUUGGAUUAUAAUGGACAGCAUUGAUAUAGCGUCGCUCUCCCCGGCGCAGCGCGAGGAGAACACCAUUAGGUUGAACGCCAUUGAGAGCAUCGAGGAAAUCUAUAAGACCUACAAGCCCCUGGAGCCCGAGCUGCGCACCUCUUCCACGUCCACCCUAAAAGAAGGCAACAAACAGAACUCUGGAGAAAGUGAGGACUCCAUUGCAUCAGACGACAUAUCAACUAAAACGGAUUCCUUAAAUACGCCAGCUUCGGUAGAUGACAUAGAGAACACCAAAAAUGAAGAAAAACCAGAAACUACAAAAGACUCUUCUAAAUCGAAAGACCCCACAAUCUCGAUCGAAGAAUCAAACAAAGAGCUUUCGGGGAAUUUAAAAUUUAAAAACUCCGAUUUUCGUAUAUCUUCCGGUGAAAUAAAAACAGAGUCGCAUCAGAAGAGUGUCGAAAAGGAUCCGGGUGGCACCAGAACUAAAGAUGGUUCCGGCAUAAGAGAUCCUAUCGCAUCGAAGAACGCCGUCAAAUUUUCUGCACAGAGCGGCGGACAGGAAGAAAUGGCCGCUAAUGGAUGUUAUGCACAGCAGAUGGGAAUGCAAAUGGGAACGGGAAUGGGUAUGGAUAUGGGUAUGGGCAUGGGCAUGGGCACGGGCAUGGAUAUGGGUAUGGGAAUGGGAAUGUUACCUGGAAUGGGCAUGGGCAUGGGCAUGGGCAUGGGUACGGGAACGCCUAUGAGCACGGGCAUGGAUAUGGGAAUGGGCAUGGGAAUGUUACCAGGAAUGGGUAUGGGCAUGGGUACGGGCACGGGUACUACUAUAGCCACGGGCACGGGCACGGGCAUGGAUAUGGGAUUGGGAAUGUUACAGGGAAUGGGCAUGGGCAUGACAAUGCCUGAAGGCAGCCUCAACUAUUGUGGCUAUAGCCUGACACAGCCAUCAGCAGAGGGAGCUUAUCAAUACCAAAUGCCUGAGGCAGACUACUUGAAGUAUGCCCAGUUGCAGUCACAGUCAUAUCCCGGCAUGGAGAACUAUAUGCAGUUCCAGCCGCAGCCGCUGCAACAGUAUCUGAAGGCUCAGAUUCAACAGAUGCAACAGCAGCAACAGCAGCAAAAAACACAGGCACAGCCACAGUCUGGAGGCGGACUCAAUAACAUCUAUGAUUCGUGUACAUCGAGCAGCUAUUGUAAUGAAUGCAACGCGAGCGACUGCCUGCCAGAGAAUUCAUCCUGUUCCAGUGCAUCGAUGGAUUGCUGCGUCAGAGCUGACAAGCCGGAGGACAGGUCAGCGACGGAAAGCGGCUCCAGCGAUACGCGAACUACGGAUUGGAGCAGCCUGGAGCAGCAAAGCAGCGAGAUGUCCGACUGCACGGACGUACGACAGUGUCAAGUGGCCCACAAGGCGGCCCGGAACGGCAACAGCGGCAAUCCGCAGUGCAAUGCCACGUGCCAUGGCGGACUUUGUCAGUUGAACACCUGCGACAUGUCCAGCUCGGCCACGUCCAGCGACUCCGCCAUGGAGUACUGCUCUUGUGGACAAAAUGGCAGCUGCCCCAUGCCCGCAGGCAUGCCGGGCGGAGCAUGUGGUGUUCAGAACGACAUGAACAUGUCCUGUCCACUGGUCUCCGCCGACUGCAUGCAGGCGUCCUGCGUACCGCCUACCUCGUGCUAUCAGAUGCCCUGCUGCCCGCAACAGGGCUCUUUAUGCGCUCAGAUGCCCUGCUGUUCAUCCUACCCGCAGAGCAAUGUCUGCGCGAACAACUGCUUGGAUAUUGAGGCCUUCAUACAGAAGUUUCGAACAACGCAGACACCGUGCUUGCCCAAUUGCCUAACUGCUCCAUCGCCGCCUUGUCUGGGCCUGGGCAUGGGCAUGGGCAUGGGCAUGGGCACGAGCUGUGGCCCCAGUCCCAGCUGUGGCCCCAGUUCCAGCUGUGGGCCCAGUCCCAGCUGUGGCCCCAGUCCCAGCUGUGGACCCAGUCCCAAUUGUUGCCCCGGUCCCAGCUAUGGGACCUGUCCCAGCUACUCUACCAGAAUGGAGCCCAUCUGUUCUGGCAAUGACUCGAUGCUGCCGCAAACCGUUUACUCCGCCGACUACAAGCCGGUCUGUGCACCCGGCAACAACUUCAAUCAUUUUCCCAAAUGCGAGACUUGCGGCGGCUGCGGCAGCUGCAGCGGCUGUGGCAGCUGCAGCAACUGCCUGAGCAGCCCCCCUCCCGGGUGCUACCCGGCUGCACCCUGCAUGAUGCCACAGCCAGGCUGUGGCUUUGAGACGCCCUGUGCCACCAAUUGCAUGAUGCCACCGAAUGCCUUCUGCGGCUCGUCCAGGCCCAUGUCCUGCUCCUAUCCCUAUUCAGCUCCUUGUCCAGCACAGUUCACUCAACCGUGUCAACAACAAUAUACUCAAUCGUGCCCUGCACAAUACACUCAAUCGUGCCCUGCACAAUAUACUCAAUCGUGCCCUGCACAAUACACUCAAUCAUGCCCUGCACAAUACACUCAAGCGUGUCCCGCACAAUUCCCUGGAUCUUGUCCGGCACAAUAUCCUGGAUCUUGCCCUGCAGCUUUUGAGGCGCCAGUCGAUGCUGGCUGCGGAGGACCUCCCCUCUGCAAUAUCUCCUCACAGUCAACCAGCUGCAACCUCAGCCAAUAUUCGUCGUGUAUCUAGGACUAGUGAAUUCUAAACCUCUGCCCGAUUGCUCAAAAUAUAUAUUUCAAUGAAAUAAGCUGCUGAAAAUACACAAAAGCUUUGCUUAAAUUAACCAAAUAAUAAACUAACGAUUCCAAACUGCAAA
This is a messenger RNA of Drosophila virilis, 2944 nucleotides long. RefSeq lists its product as uncharacterized. The record is from RefSeq and is a predicted model, not a curated record. NCBI's taxonomy places the organism in Eukaryota, Metazoa, Arthropoda, Insecta, Diptera, Drosophilidae.